This is a messenger RNA of Lucilia sericata (common green bottle fly), 3955 nucleotides long. RefSeq lists its product as uncharacterized. The transcript has 7 exons. Gene Ontology annotation, biological process: intracellular signal transduction. Gene Ontology annotation, molecular function: protein binding. The record is from RefSeq and is a predicted model, not a curated record. NCBI's taxonomy places the organism in Eukaryota, Metazoa, Arthropoda, Insecta, Diptera, Calliphoridae. The coding region runs from base 448 to 2640 and encodes 730 amino acids.
AUUUUGUUGUUGCUAUUGAAAGUGCGUAUUGAUUUUUUAGUUGUAAAAAGUAAAAUUCGUAAAAGAAAACUCAAUAUACUGAAUACAUACAAUAAAAACAAUAUUAAAUUGUAAGACGAACAAAAAGAAAACAGCUUAAAUAUGUUGAUUAAACAAGUUUUUAAAGAAUUUCCAUGAAAAUUACAAUAAAUGUAAUUCAAUUGUUUAUUACGUUUUCGAUUUUACAACAAGUGAAUGAAAAACAAAACGAGAAGUGUUUUCUUUUUUUCAUUGCCCAAAAAAUUAGAAUGUUGAUCAAUGACCCACAUAGUUUGAGGAAAAUAAUUUGCUGGACUUGACCUAAUUUAUGGAUAAAAUUGUUAUCAAAACCAGGAAAUUGUUAAAAAUAUACUAUUAGAUACGUCUUGAAAGUGAUACCAAAAGGGAGCAGCAUUUUAUUCGUUUAUAAUGGGAGGCUCUGUUAGUCAAAUAUUUCGUUCGGGCUCUGCCUUGUUAUCACAUCGUGAUGGUCACAAGGUUUCAAAGGCUACUGAAGAAAAAAUUAAAACUUUAUUCGAAAUUCUUCGAGCUAAUCCCAAAAUAUCAAUACAACCAUUAGAGAGCUUACUCUUGGAAAUUCCGAAGAAUGAAAAUAUUUUGGUCAUACACGAUGAUUGUGGCUUUAAUAUUCUACAACGCAGUGUGGGUCUUAAUCACAUCGAAUUAACCAAAUGGUUAUUGCAACGUCAUCGCCCUGAUUUGAAUCGUAGUCCAUGUUCUCUACCCUUGCAUAUUGCCUGUCUGAAAGGGCACGAGUCAUGUGUGGAAUUGUUACUGAAAUAUGGUGCCCGCAUUGAAUGUGAUUCUCGCAUGUGUUUUCCCGGUUGCCAUAGUCCAAAUUGUGAACUUUUUCAGUACAAUACCAGUCACUAUGAAGAUGUCGAAUAUCGCGACCGUUUCGAUAAUUCCAAACUACAAAAUGCCAUUUGUUAUGCCAUUGAUGGUGACCAGAUAAAUGUACUUAAUAUUUUAGUUCAAAAAUUAGAUGAUCCGUGGAUCCCUUUUAGAUCAAAAAAACCUGUAUUUCAUUUGCUUCAUAUGGCAUGCGAACGUGGUGCCUGGAAUUGUGUGCAACAGUUAGUAGUAACUCGAUCAGACGAAAUAAAUCUCAUCAAAGAUGAAUACUAUCCCAUACAUCAUGCAAUAUUACAUGAACUGCGCUUUUUAGAGCUGCUUAUACACCAUGGAGCAGUAACGACAGUACGAACAUGUACCCAACAAUUUACACUUCUACACAUGGUCAUAUUUAUUGCCCGAAAAUCAGCUGAAGAUACACUUAGCAUUUUAAGACUUUUAUUGGAACGUGGAUGUAAAGAGCUUAUAAAUGAACCUGACGUUUUAGGAAAUACUCCGCUACAUUCAUUAAUAGUACGCUAUGCUUUGGAGGAGGCCAGAUACGGCUAUGAUAAAUGGAGUAAAUGGGAUGUUUUACAUUUAGUACGUUUUCUUUUGCAACAUGGUGCUAAAAACUCCAUUAAUCAGGCGGGCAAUAGUGCUUUAGCUUGUGUUUUUCGACACAUCCGUGAUAUGGAAGUAUGUUUUGAACUCUUAAGUAUGCUAAUUAAGGAAGAUGGUGAUCCAAAUAUUGUGGGUCGUGAUGGUUCAGUACCUAUUAUGGUCUUAUUGAUACCUUUAAUUAACACCGAUACUUUACAACAUUAUACUCACUCAAUGAAGGUCUGUUUCGUUAAUUGCAUUCGUAUAUUACUACAACACGGUGCCAACCCAAAUUGUUCGUAUCAUCAUAACUUGACACCAUUACAAGUUUUAGUAUUUACUGUUAGUGAAAAUUUUACCUUGAGCUGUGACACACUAAGACGCACAAAUUUUGAUUUUAUUAAAAAUAUUUUACUCUUGCUACUGCAACAUGGUCUAGACUGCAAUCAAACAUAUCAAAACAUUCUACAGGCUGUAAUGGACAUGGUACGAAACGUUAGAGAUUGUCAAGAUAUGCUACGCAUACACGAGCUAGCUUUAACGCUCAUGCAAUACGGUGCUGACCCGAAUAUAGUAUUAAGUAGUAAGACCACUGGUGGCGCCAUAUAUUCCAAUGAAAUAGCCAGAUUUGGUGAUGCCUUAGGUUUGACGGGUUCCUCAGGGGACAGCGUAAACGGUGGUGGUAGUGGUUCUGGUGGAGUUGUUGGUAGUGGUGUUGUUGGAGGGGGUGGAGUUAGUGGCGUAGAUUCGGUAGGAGUUACACGUCAAUCUUUGAGUGAUACAACAUUUCGCAAUUCAUUUCGUACAAAUUCCCGCUAUUUAUUAUUUUAUUAUAUUGUGUUGAUCACAAAAAAAGAAUUUAUACUUAAUGAUCCCGACUUGAAUUUCACUCGUAUAAUACAUUUGUUUUACGCUACAAUGCAACAUGAUGCACUUUACAAUUGCCUCAAAUCAUUGCACAAUUUUUAUGUGGCCCAAGUGCCCAGCAAAAAGACCGAGCAGCUAAUAGCUGUCAUUUCAUCUUUGUAUCGCAAACCUCGCAGUCUAAAACAAUUAUCACGUCUUGCCAUUUAUGAAUCUUUGGAUAGGAAACUUGCACAAAAUAUAAAUAAACUCAAAUUGCCCGGUCUACUGAAAGACUAUGUCUUGAAUUUUGAACUGUAAUUUAGAGAAUAGUUUAGAUUGUUUAACUAAAAGAAAAUUUAAAGAACAAAAAUAAAACAGCCUUAGGGUAGGAAAAACAUAGUCAAACAAAAAACUGAUACCUGUUAAUAGCAAGAGUAAUAGAGAAUAGGAAACACUAAAGCCACAUAAAUUCAAAGAAAUUUCUAAAUUUGGAGUAGACUUGACUAGAUACUCUUUGCAAAAUAAUAAAUAUUUACAAAUAGGAAUGAUUAAAAGUCCAUAUAAAACCAACAACAAACUGCUAAUCGAACUCUGAGAAAAUAAUUAAAUAUUAAUCUCUUUUAUAUUUAAUGAUUUUUAAAUAAGGGAAAUGAAAUUGCUCAAUUAUUAUUCAGAAUUCUACUCUAAUGCCGACUCCAUUCAUAAUUUCAAGUUUCGCGUUCAGGAACUAAUUAUUAUUUUCAAAGUUAUAUUCAGCCUACCAUGGUUCUAAAUAUGUUUUAUGUAGUCAUGAGACAUUUUAAAAGAAUUUUUGUAAGAAUAAGGAAACUAAUGAAAAGCUUAAACCAAACAAAUAACAAUCUGAAUAUAAUUAAUAAUGAAAUAGUAUUUAAGAAGUCGCUAAAAAAUCUUUUUUUAAUAGUUUACAAUUAAUUUUAUGAACUUUUUGCAUUAGUACUAAAUUAGGGGGGGAAUCGAUAAUUUGUAAGUACAUAUGUAAUUAAUAUUUAUGUAGACUGCAUACAAAAUAUGUAUUUAAGUGUUAAUUUAUAUACAUAAAUGCAUUUGUAUGUAUUUAAAUCAGGGCAAUUUGUAAUUUAAAAGUUGUAUGUGCCAUGUUGAGCAAUUUAAACUGAUAAAUAAAUAUACACAAUAUAUCUGAAUAGCUAUUUAUAGAUUAAUAAAAAUAAAAAAACAGGAAAAAUAUAAAAUGAAUCAAGUUAACAUUAUAAUGUUUUCUCAAUUAAUUAGUUUAAAUUCAAAUUGUUUUUCGAGCACUUAUUUAAAAUUUAAAACAAUCGUGAAAUAAUCUCACAAUUAUUUACCAGAACACAUACAUACAAACAUAAAUACGUAUUGCCAAAAAAAAUCAUAGAAAAAUAAAUUCAUCAUUACAACUUUAAAAUCUACCAAAAUAUUGUUAUUAUUGUUCCUGUUAAACGAAAAAAAAUACAAAUUAUACUAAUUACAAUACAUAAAUAAAAUCUUAAAAAACUCACUCAUAAAAUAUUAAUUUAUGAAUAUCCAUACAUUUAUUAAUAAUAUGUUUAUUGAACUUUAAGAAAUGCAUUGUAAUAUUGUUAAUUUCUUUUUAUCUUUAACAAAAUUUGACUUUUAUAAAAAUUUCAAAUAA